Messenger RNA from Penaeus monodon (black tiger shrimp), 5037 nucleotides. It is a transcript of the gene wkd, whose product is annotated as TBC1 domain family member 10A-like. NCBI's taxonomy places the organism in Eukaryota, Metazoa, Arthropoda, Malacostraca, Decapoda, Penaeidae. The transcript is spliced from 9 exons. The coding region runs from base 433 to 1491 and encodes 352 amino acids. The record is from RefSeq and is a predicted model, not a curated record.
CACACACACACACACACACACACACACACACACACACACACACACACACACACACACACACACACACAUGUAUAUAUGCACUGUGAUAUACUUGUGAUCAGUGGAUGAGAUCAUAUCCUGCUGGAAACCUUGUUUUUGAAGGACGCGGAAUGAAGAAACAUAAAGUUAUUCACAGAAAAAAGGAAAGAGAGAGAAGAAAAGAAAAGAAAAAGAAAGAAAAAAAAAGAAUUUUGUCGUGAAGUGAAAUGAAUCUCGAAGUGUCAUUGAUAUCACAUUUUUUUUUACAAAGUGAAAAGUGAUCAGAUGAUGAAGAAAAAGAAAAAGAAAACGAAAAAAAAGGAUUGCAAAGUGAUAUCCGCUUGUAAGUUGCAUGUUGUUGCAUGCGGUGACGGAUGGCGAACGUGACUCGGAUUUUUUAACAGAAAUCCCAGCAUGGCGAGUCGGGAUUGGUCGGACUCCGAGUCGGUGGCCAGCAGUGUGGCGGCGGCGUCGGAGGUGUCCACCGUGCCCGACAAGUUCGGGUUCCUCGGCGGCGCGCAGUACACGGAGGAUGGGGAGGAGACUGUGCCUGUGGAAGUCAACAGAAGAAGAGAGAAGAAAUGGCUCGAAAUGUUCAGUAAUUGGGACACGCACAUGCUCAAGCGAUACAAGAAGGUCAGAGACCGGUGUCGCAAAGGAAUACCCUCUGCUCUGCGGGCCAGGGCGUGGCAGCACCUCUGUGGGGCACACAAACAAUUGCAGCGUAAUCCGGGUGUAUUUGACCAACUGGCAGAGGCACCGGCAGAUCCUCGGUUAGAGGAUGACAUCAGAAAAGACCUUCACCGCCAGUUUCCUCUUCACGAGAUGUUCCUCCAGAAAGGGGGCCAUGGACAAGAAGAUUUGUUCAGAGUCCUAAAGGUUCAUGCACAAGUCUCGCCUGAUGAAUACUGUCAGGCUCAUGCCCCAAUUGCUGCUGUGCUCCUCAUGCAGAUGCCGGCGGAACCAGCCUUCUGGUGCUUAAAAGCUAUCUGCGACAAAUAUGUUCCUGGUUAUUAUGCUCGUGGUCUGGAAGCCAUUCAGAUCGAUGGUGAUAUCCUGUACAAACUCUUGAAGAAAGCUUCACCCUCGGCCUAUAAACACCUUAAAAAACACAAAAUUGAGCCAGUACUCUACAUGACAGAGUGGUUCAUGUGCCUCUUCUCACGGACGUUACCCUGGGCAUCUGUCUUACGAGUGUGGGACAUGAUAUUUUGCGAGGGCGUCAAGGUGUUAUUCAGAGUUGGUUUGGUGCUGCUGAAGUAUGGACUGAGACCGCAGGUACUCAAGCGCUGCCCUGGGAUGUAUGAGACACUCCAGGCCCUGCGCAACAUUGAGCAUGGUGUUAUGGCAGAAGGUUUCCUCUUAUUCCAGAUGCAAAGGCUGGACCUGAGUGAAGAUGACCUACAGAGGGAACACCAGCGCCAAGUGCAAAAGCGAAGACAGGCCAAAGAUGCUGCGACAAAUGGCAGAUAGAAUGCUGCAUGGAGGCUGCCAAGGCCCAGCCCGUUGAGCACUGAGUUCCAUAGUGAACUGAGCUAGCUCACCGACAUGACAAAGUGUGAUGCCAUACAAGAUUCCAUAAUCCGUUUUACAUACCCGAAAUAAACCUACAUCCUUCUCGCGCCAUUUCCAGAUGUGAAGUCUGCAUGUCAGGUUUACUGCUGUGCUCAUAUGAUGCAUAUGAAUGAUGUGUAUUGUACACCAUGCACUAAUAUUCAUUUGUUGCCUAUGUUAGUUCCAUUAGGCUGGAGAUAGUCAGCUUACUAGACAAAUAAGACUGUGGUUGCCAGCAUCUGGAUGAAAGUUUGGAAUCCUGUCUGGAGAUUUAUAUUUUUCCUCAUAUAAUUCAGGUAUCUGGAGAUGAGAGAUGAUUAGCAUUGUAAGGAAAUGCUGAGGUGACUUUAGGAGAGGUGGCCAAAGCGGACCUUUGAUUGGGAAAUGGAAUAUAUGUAUAAUGUAAUUUGAAAUGUGACGGAUUCCCUUGUUAUGAUACUGAUAUGUAUAAAUCUUGCCUUGUGUGUAUUGAUGAGAGAUCUUCCAGGUGAAGUGAGUGUGUUGCUCCAUUCAAGUUGCAAAUUAUCUGAUGAAGUUGUCUUUUGUUAUCUAUUUUUCUGAAAAAAAGAAAAAUUCAACAGAAGAAAGAUCACUUCCAGAAACACUCCUAGAUUUAGUACAAGUUACCCCCUUUCCUCAAAAAAAAAAAAAAAAAAAAAAGGAAGAGAGAGAAAAAAAAAAGGAAAGAAAUUAAGAUUUUUAUGGUGUUGCUACAUCAUUCAUGAAGUAGUGAUUGUUAAUAGUUAUUUAGAGAAAUAUUUUGGUAUAUUCUUCCUUUUGGCAAUGGUUUGAUAGCGCGCAUGGAGCGGAGAACUUAGUAAAGAAGCUGCCUCAUGUUGAAGCACAUGUGGCCCCUAGUUUGAUGGGUACAGAUGUGUCAUUAGUAAGAAUUUUAUUAGAUGAUGUUCUUUGUACUAAGGAAUUUUGCAUAUCAUCUAUUCAGUAUUUCAUUUGUACAAAUGGCCAAAGGAGUUGAAAGAAACUAGUUAGAAAGAUUGUUUUUUCCUUUUUUCAAAACUCUUCCCAAGCAAAGGUAAAAGGACUUGUUCCUGUACAGGUGUGCCGUAAAAACCUGGUUCUCCAAGCAUAGUGCAGCGUGUGGGAGACGCAGACGGGAUCGGCAUGUGUGUGUGUGUGUGUUUUGGGUGUGAGCAGUGCAUGCCGCAAGCACAGCGGGGGAUAAGAUUUGAUCAAGUUGUAGUUGUGUUUCCUUUGGUGAAUGGCCAUGGAACUGACCAGUGCCUCUUGCAUGUAAGAAUGAUAUAUUUAGAUGAGAUAUAUAUAUAUAUAUUUUGUGUCAUGUGUAUAAAAUGUACAGACAGAUGUUUAAAAGCUUGCACAUUAAUAUUAGAUAUUAAUUUAUAUUGAUAAAUUGAAAUGCCAAAAAAAAAAAAAAAAAACUAUAUUAACCUAAUUGUAAGUUAUCACCUAAAUGGUAAAAGGAGAUAUAAAAGUCUUCGGUUGAACUAAACCAGACCUAAGGUUUGGAAAAAAGGUAAAUUGGAUUAUUCAGAUUGAAAAAUGAUUGUACACCUCUGAUUAGUUUUACGUUGUAGAAUAUUGUCUUAAUUUCCUUUAGGGUUAUGAAUCUCUCGUAUUUAUUUGAAGACGUGUUUUCUGUUGUUAUUCCAGUUAACUGAAAUGGAUUAUUGGACAAUAAUUUAAUAAAGAUAAGAGAAAAUAACUGAUAUGCAUGGGACCCACGAAGCAGAGAUAAUAUGUGUAACCAACUAACCAAGCAGAAUAAGUUCUUUUGAAAGAAUAGAUCAGUAAAUAAAAUACCGAAUGAGAAGAUGUGGCAUAAAUGUUUGUUUGUCUAUUGCAACAUCCAAUAUACUUGUGGAAUAAGAAAAUAGAAAUUAGCAUAUUAAGUUGCUCACUUUCCGUAUUUCUUAUUUAUUUAUUUUUUUUUGUCUUUCUUUUUCUUUUCGAGGAUUUAUAGAAAUUGAAAGUCACAUAACUCUGUAGUUUGGAAAUUAGGUAUAAUAGGUAAUAGUAUGCCUUUGGCCUAACAUAAACAAGGAGAAAGUCUAACCAAAAGCCAAAAGACAAAGUGCUUGUACAUAGAGUGAAGAAAGAGAAAUUAGAUUAAUACGAGUCGCAUACUGUAUGUGUCCAUUUCAUUUGAGUGCUUUUUAUCUGUAUCUUUGAAAUAACACUGAAUAUCAUGUCUAAAUGUACUAUUUAACCCUCUCCCCCCCCCCCCUCCCAAGAAAAAUUAACUGCAUUGUUUUUCUUUUUGUUUUGAAGUUGUGUACUCUUAAUGUUGUUAGAGAGUAGAGCAGUACAUACACAUAUACAAAAUAAAACUUGCAAAAACUCUCGUACUUACAUGCUCCAUGAACCCACACCCAUAAUCACACACAUCCACUCCCCCGAACACCCACACUCCCACACUUCCCUCGUCCAUGUACCAAAUGCAAAUAUACCAAAUGUAGACUUCUGACACGCGCACGUGCACACACACACACACACACACACACACACACACACACACACACACACACACACACACACACACACACACACACACACACACACACACACACACACACACCACACACACACGUAAAUUAAUGAUUUUUCCCCCAUUUAGUUCUGUCUGAUUUUUUUUUUUUUUUUUUUUUAAAGAAAGCAAAUGGGACCAUUUUAUUAAACCUUUUUUAUAUAUAAAAAUACUUAUCCUCUUCUAGUGGAUAAGGCUCCUUUUCCUAUUUUGAAAUUUUAAUUGAUUUUUAAACCGUAGACAAUUUCCAUUCCAUACCCUUCAUUUCUCCUAGGCAUUAGAUGGCAAGAUUUUAAAGACCUUUCAGUUGUGUUGGCAAGUAUUAGACCAAGGAUAAAAUGUUGAUGGAUAGUUUAGGUGACCAGUGAUAAUAUUCAGUAGAAGUCUCCUUAGCUUCAAAGAAAAUGUCCGUAUUGGCAAGCAGUACUUUUUUCUUCAAAUAAUAAUCUUUAUUUUACAGGUAGAUGCAAGAUUGAACAAUUUGCUAUAUUACCUCUGUAUUCUGAAGUGACGAUCGGCUGAAACAUUGUAUCAUGUGAGUGACGAAAUGUUUACAGUUGAAAGGAUUAUAAAUGGAACAAAUGUCCUCGUAGGUAGCUUCAUGUUGCAACAAAUGAUUUUGAGUGUUCAAGGGGUCCUCUGUUCUACGAUUCCCUGAUAGAGCGUAUUUAAUUAGCUAAUAUGGGUUUCUCAAGUCAAAAGAUCUGAACUGAACUUGAGGUGACUGGUAGCUAUUUCAGUUGCUGCAACUGAGAUCAAAAGUAAAGUGUAUAAUCCAGCUUUUGCUAUUUGAUGGAAAAUAUUGUGAACAUGUUUUUGUUGCACAUAUAUGACUUCUAAUCAAGUCUUACCAGUAUUAAACACACAAUCACUAAAUGUCACUCAAUUGUAAUUUGUCUUAUUUUGGGAGAAGGAAAAAAUUAAAUCAAAGUUGAAAUCAAUAAAGAGCUUUCAUAUGA